CCCGACUCGACUCCGUAUUAACUGUGGCGAAAGCUCUCCGAGAACUCGCGCAAGUAGGUCCUCUUCUGACUUCUGCAACUUAAGAAACCCCAGAAACGGACACGGAUUCGCCUCGCUCCGACUCGGUUUGUUCUUUCUCUUUAGCUUACUCUGCUACUUUUCAUCUCGGAGCAACACUUUUUAUCGUUUGAGUUGAUGGGUUUCUGGGUUUCGGUUCAAAUGCUUCGUAGUUGAAUUAAUUUGAUUUUCUUGCUCACGGGUUCAAAAUAUAUAUAGAAACGACGUCGUUUUUCAGUGUAUAAGAACCCAGAGCCUCCCAUGUUCUGCAAGCGGAAAACGACCGUCAUUUCUCUUGAGCCAGAGCCACUACUACAUCAGAUCUCCCUCUUCUGCUUGUUUCUCUUGAGCAGAGCCACUACAUCAGGAAAUGGGUACGGCUGCUAAGUCUACAAACUCUCUUGCUUUCUUCUUCAAUCAUUUGCGUAUGGAUCCUCGUUAUUCUCAUGCAAGGCUUUCUUUCCAUGCUCUAAAUUAUUAUUAUUAUCGUUGUCGUAGUUUUUGUUCUACUUCUGCUACCACUACCAGUAGUGGUACAGAUAAUGUGGAAAGCCCCAAUCAGUUCUUGCAAUCUGUGAGAGAUCGGUGCAGUUCUGGAAGCUUAAGGAAUCUUGAUGAUGCCUUGGGCUUGUUUGAUAGAAUGCUUCACAUACACCCUUUGCCUUCCCUCAUGGAUUUUACUCAAUUGCUGACUGCAAUUGCAAGAAUGAAGCAUCACUCAACCGUUAUUACUCUGAUUAAAGAAAUGGAACUGUCAGGAAUUACUCCCAAUAUAUAUACUCUGGGCAUUCUGAUUAAUUGCUUCUGCCACUCGAAUCGGGUGGAUUUCGGCUUCUCAAUCUUAGCUAGAAUUUUGAAACUUGGUUUUCAAUUAAACUGUAUAAUUCUUAGUACUCUUGUCAAGGGGCUCUGUCUUCAAGGUAAAAUUGCUGAAGCUGUGAAGUUGGCUAACAAAAUGGAGAAAAUAGGUUACAGACCAAAUACAGUUACCUACGGAACGAUAAUGAAUUGUUUGUGUAAAAUAGGUAAAACCAGUGAAGCUGUUGGGUUGUUAAGAAAGAUGGAUGAAGGAAAUCAUGAGCUUAAUGUAGUGCUGUAUAGCACAAUUAUUGAUAGUUUAUGUAAGGACAGAUUGGUAACUGAAGCUUUAAACUUUUUAUCCGAAAUGACAAAUAGAGGAAUUCAGCCAAACGUUUGCACUUACAAUUCUUUAAUUCAAGGCCUAUGCAAUUUCGGCCGGCGGAAGGAGGCAAUUAAACUAUGGAAUGAGAUGGUGGAAAGGAAAAUCAUGCCAAAUGUGCGUACAUUCAACAUAUUGGUGGACAUGCUUGGCAAAGAAGGGAAGUUGAAAGAAGCAAAAGAAGUUUUUAAUGUGAUGAUUCAGAGAGGCAUAGAGCCUAAUACAAUUACUUACACUUCUUUGAUUGACGGUUACUGUUUGCAAAAUAGAAUAGACGAUGCUGUCAAAGCAUUUAAAACGAUGGUUAGAAAGGGUUGUUUGCCUUCUGUUGUUAGCUAUAACAUAUUGAUCCAUGGAUAUUGUAAGAAUAAAAAAGUUGAUGAGGCAAUAAGUCUCUUUCGUGAAAUGUCUAACAACGGAAUAAUUCCCGAUGUUGUCACUUACAACACUCUUAUUGGAGGGUUUUGUCGAGUUGGGAGACCUAAGAAUGCAUUAGAGCUACUCCAUGAUAUGCAAGGUUGUGGCCAACAUCCUGAUUGCCAAACUUAUGUUAUUUUGUUAGAUGGUCUGUGUAAGAAUCUACAGUUUCCAGAGGCAAUGACAUUGUUUCAAGAGAUGGAAGACAACAAUUUAAACCAUAAUAUUGUGAUUUACAACAUCUUGAUUAAUGGUAUGUGUAAUGCUAGGAAACUUUUUACUGCAAGAGAACUCUUUAAUAGUCUUCCUACCAAAUAUUUGCAAGCUGAUGUUUGGACUUACAAUAUAAUGAUCAAAGGGCUUUGCAAAGAGGGGCUACUAAUUGAAGCAAGGGAGCUAUUUGAGAAAAUUGAGGAAAAUGGUUGUUCGCCUGACCAUUUUACAUAUAACACAAUCAUCCAAGGCUUCUUGCAACAUAAUGAGACAUCAUUGGCAGUGAAAUAUCUCCAGAUGAUGGUUGAAAAUGGUUUCUCGGCAGAUGCGACCACUGCAACCAUUUUGUUCGACUUGUUGUCUACUAAUCAGGCAGAUAAAACAUUACAAGGUUUUUUUCAAAUAUCUGUGUGAAAGCUUUCUAGUUCUUCAAGAUGCAGGACAAAAGUUCAUAUUCUAACAUUUACAGUGCCAAUCUGUAAGGUACAAACAUAUUUGCUGCAAGUCAUUAAGGCUAACAAGCACACUAUUAUUUUGAUGCAAACUUCUCCGAACUGAUCCGCUAGAUCAUUUAUGGAGUAUGAAUAAAUAAGUCAAGCUAUGGAUGCUAUUGGCUAUCUGUUAGAGCACAAGCCUCGGAAUCUGUGCAGCUCAUUCUUUUCAGAGCAGGGUUACUACCUCCACCACCCAUGAUGGUAAUUGGAAGUAAGGUGGACCACGUGACACACGUCCUGUUGAUCCGAUGACUGUCUGCGUCUUGACCCCAUCGAAGCAAGCUAAUGCUGACCAGCCAAAAGACUGUGAAGGUGAUGAAGAUUGAAGAUGGUGCUAGUACCUCGUGAAACUCUUCAUUGCAGUUGUUAAGACCUUCUUAUUUUUGUUUCUUUGAUCUCUUUUUGGGGGGAGGGGGUUAUCCAGGGUAUCAAGAGUCCUUAUUUCUACUUGGAUAUCCUCCAGAGAAGCAGUUUGGUCUUGCUUAAUUCUGAAGAAUAACUCUCAGUCUUUCUGGGGAGGACAGCACCGUAGGUGGUGAAAUUGGCACUUGAUUCCACCACACCAUACAGGGAUGUUAAGUGUUCUGUAAUGGCUGCACUAUCGAAUGUUCUUUAAGAAAAUUACUGAAUUGAUCGUUUUGGGGAGGCUGCUGUAUUGAAUGUUGGAUCUUUCUCAGAUU
Alnus glutinosa is the source of this 3041-nucleotide messenger RNA. RefSeq names its product putative pentatricopeptide repeat-containing protein At1g12700, mitochondrial. NCBI's taxonomy places the organism in Eukaryota, Viridiplantae, Streptophyta, Magnoliopsida, Fagales, Betulaceae. The record is from RefSeq and is a predicted model, not a curated record. Bases 428 to 2281 code for a protein of 617 amino acids. Gene Ontology annotation, molecular function: protein binding. The transcript is spliced from 3 exons.